Molecule: messenger RNA, 453 nt
Organism: Acanthosepion pharaonis
Lineage: Eukaryota; Metazoa; Mollusca; Cephalopoda; Sepiida; Sepiidae
Source: the annotation of a GenBank genome assembly
AUGUUUCUCUAUCACAAUCUGUUCAUAUCUAUCAAUCGAUCUAUCUAUCACAGACUGUGCAUAUAUAUUCAUCUAUCUAUCUAUCACAGUCUGUGCAUAUUUAUCUAUCUGUCUAUCUAUCACAGUCUGUGCAUAUCUAUCUAUCUAUCUAUCUAUCUGUCACAGGCUGUGCACAUAUAUUUAUCUAUCUAUCUAUCACAGUCUGUGCAUAUAUAUUCAUCUAUCUAUCUAUCUAUCAAUCAGUCUGUGCAUAUCUAUCUAUCUAUCUAUCUAUCUAUCUAUCUAUCACAGUCUGUGCAUAUUUAUCUAUCUGUCUAUCUAUCACAGUCUGUGCAUAUCUAUCUAUCUAUCUAUCUAUCUAUCUAUCUAUCUAUCACAGUCUGUGCAUACCUGUCUAUCUCGUACCGUCUGUUCAUUAUCUAUCACAGUCUAUUCAUAGCUAUCUAUUUAUGA